Rana temporaria (common frog) is the source of this 1611-nucleotide messenger RNA. RefSeq lists its product as uncharacterized. The record is from RefSeq and is a predicted model, not a curated record. The transcript is spliced from 10 exons. Bases 88 to 1509 code for a protein of 473 amino acids. NCBI's taxonomy places the organism in Eukaryota, Metazoa, Chordata, Amphibia, Anura, Ranidae.
GAGAGCAGAGGACACGCCUACAUGUGAUCAGGGUUUCAUUACUUCACCUGUGAUCAGGUUGCUUCCAAGAAAUAGAAGUCAGAGGAUAUGAAGGUGGCGGUUUGUGAUAAUCAGGAAGCAAUGGCUAACGCGGGUCACAUGAAAAUCCUGCUAUUGUCAGCAUUUUUUCUGUGGAGUGUCAGGAGUGAUCCAGAUGCCAGCGUCAUGGAGCAGGGGAAGACCCAGCUGCUGGCUCUUCAGAACUUUGCUCAGCACCCGCGCUAUGGAGACUGUUGGCGUAGAGCCCUGCACAGGGUGGACGUGGGCUGCAAGCAGCUGAACGAGGAGGAGCAAAGCCGCAUCGCUUUGGCAUUCACUCACUGCCAUCUAGAAAGAUCAGGGAGAGACUACCCAGCCUGCACAGACCGCAGCACUCUCCGCCAGUGUACACGUGGGAUGGAUUCAGUGGCAUUUAACACCUAUACAGAGUUCUUUACCCAUGCUCACAGUAUUUGUUACUACCUACAGAAUGAGCUGUGGCAGGAGAAGACCCAGGACAUCAUUCUCAGGCUGACCGUCAACUCUGACAGUGUAGCUCGCCAACUGGAAGCUACAAAUGUAAUGGCUGAAGAAAUGAUGCAGGCACAAAAUGCAACUCUGCAGUCUCAGGAGGAAAUUUUACGCACUGGACACCUUCUGAAGCAAACCCUGCAAGAAUCCACCACUGGGGUGAAGCAAGCUUUUGAGGAAAUGCAGCAGUCUGCCAGCGAGCAGCGCCUGCUGUUCUCCGAAAUCUUCAACCGCAUCACCUACCUUCACCAGUUUGUUGUAGGGGAAUCCAACACACUCUACUCCUUCAUGUACAACCUAAUGGGCUGUGCUGCUGCCUUCUUGCUGACCUCCACCCAAAGAACUGCCGGUGCCAGACUGGUCCUGUUUACACUGGUUACUGCUAAUGUAUAUGUGGAGAGGACGAUCUGUUCCUAUAUCUUGGGAGAUGCCCAGCCUAGUUAUGAUAAGACGGAGAAUGUUGCUUUCUGGAUUGGAAUAGCCCGCAAGAUCUCCAUUUCACUUGGUCUAUUGGUCCUCUUCUACUUCUCUGUGACUUACCGCGAUGUACAGCGACAGAGUCUGGAGGUGCUCCAGGGGCUGCAGGAAACAAAAGCUGAACUGCAGACUAUUAUACGGGAGGCAGAGAAGUUGCUGAACAAACCCGAGUAUUUUUCGGACAAGAUUCUGAUGAAGGAAGAGCUGUUUGGAGAUUCUGGGAUUCCAGAUCCUUCAUUUCUCAUUGAGCUCCCUGUGAAGGACAGCGUACUGGAUUCAAUAUACAGUCUACAGCUUGAGACCCUGCAGGUGACCAGCACACCAAAGAGAAGAGCUCGCUCUCCAGCCCGCAGUGGAGGACGAAGGAGGAGCAGCAGACCUGCGGAACCAGCGGUCUACAAAAUUGAAGUCCCCCAGCCAACAACUCCACGAUACAACCUCCGCAGUAGCCUGUUAAUGAACAAGUCCUCGUCUGCUUUGUAAAUGUACCGGAGAAUAGCCUGGCAUGUUACUACUGACAAGUUCAUUGAUUACUCAUUUUAGAUAUUUUUAAUUGUGUGAAAUAAAGUGUUUUUUGUAAACUUA